ACAUGUUAUUCGUUAACUUUAUUCUUGUUAUCUGUUUACGUCAAAUAUAAAAAGUAAAAAUACAUUUCUUUCUUCAUCUUGAUCUUUCUAUUUCUAUUUCUCUUUCCCUCUCCCCUGUAAAUCGGCAUCAAACCUUGAUAAAGAUCCCCUUCAAUUAAAAAACAAAUCAAGGUUUGACUCCUCUUUCACCCAAAUCGCGCAAUCCCUAUUUUGUUAGUUUUGACUUAAAGAUUGAAUUUUUCAAGAGAUCUUCGGAAAUCACUAUUUCCCGUUUCAGAAAGUUCUGAUAUCGUUGUUUUCCUUUUUUUUCUUUGUUUUGUGGGUUUUAUCUCGUAUGGAGAGAAUCGGUGAUUUUAUCACGAGAGAUGACGAUUCUCAAGCAAAUACCCAAUUUAUUGGUGCCGAAGAACCCUCGAUUUUGACUUCCAGUUUCUUCUUGGAUCAUGUUGGAGAGGUUUCUCUAACCCUUAAACCAGAUGGGUUAUCUUGGAAAUUGAUGGAUUCCCUUUGCAAUGACCACGAAGACAGGUCAACUUGUUUGGGAAUACAAAUUCUUUCCCGAAAUAAUACAUCAAUCAACAUCUCAGACGUGUAUGCUGUUGAGUUUAUAGAUUGGGGUUUAGUACAUGAAACCCUUCUCACAAAUCCAGGAUGCCUAUUGGGUCAUGCGUCCGAGGUUAAAAAAAUGUAUCGAUUCACAGUGCAUGGUGUCGAUAGGUCAAAGAGUCAACCUUCUCUUUGGGCUCCAAUUGUUUAUACAUUCGGUCACAUGGAUAAACCGACAUGUCAAAUGUGGGUGAACCGGUUGAGCGGUUUUCUAACCAUGGAAACUCACCGGCCUAAGAAUCUUUUGGUUUAUGUUAAUCCAGGAAGUGGAAAAGGAAAUGGAUGUCGAACUUGGUUGAGUUUAGCUCCAAUUUUUUCGCAAGCCAAAGUGAAAACAAAGGUUACAGUUACAGAAAGGGCUGGACAUGCUUUCGAGGCUAUGGCUUCUAUGUCAGACAAGGAGCUUAAUUCAUAUGAUGGAAUCGUAGCUGUUGGUGGUGAUGGAUUUUUCAAUGAGAUUCUGAAUGGAAUUCUGUUGUCAAGACAUAAAGCUCCAUAUCCACCUUCCCCUCCAGAUGAUGAAUCAGAAAGUGAUGUAUUACCUCAUGAUCCAACGGUCACGAUUACAGAGCCUUCAGUUUCUAGGGAAGAUGAGUCUCCACUUCUCUCCGGUUCGCCACUCGGUGGAUCACAACCCAUGAAUAAUAUAAAUGAAGAUUCUGAAAUGUCUUUUCCAAAUGAGAGAUUUCGAUUUGGGCUUAUUCCUUCUGGUUCUACCGAUGCUAUUGUAAUAUGCACAACUGGAGUUCGGGAUCCGAUGACAUCAGCACUACAAAUAAUCUUGGGUAAACGGUUAUGUCUUGAUAUAGCUCAAGUAGUCAGAUGGGAAAAAUCACAAUCCGGAAAAGAUCCACGUGUACGCUAUGCAGCUUCUUUUGCAGGUUAUGGAUUUUAUGGAGAUGUAAUUACAGAAAGCGAGAAAUAUCGCUGGAUGGGUCCAAAGCGAUAUGAUUAUGCGGGAACAAAAGUCUUCCUUAGGCACAGGUCAUAUGAGGCAAAAGUAGCAUAUAUGAAAGUAGAAGCAGAAAAAACAAAUGCGGGUGCGAAUGCAAGAAGGGUAAAGGCUUUUUGGGGUUUAUCUAAGGAGUCUGAAAGAGUGCCGUGUCGUGCCAAAUGUGAUAUUUGUAAUACACCUGUGACACCACAAAUGGAAACACGGGACCCACAAAAAGAAUCAAACUGGGUGAGAGUUAAAGGAAGGUUUCUUAGCAUUGGGGCUGCUGUAAUCUCUUGCAGAAAUGAAAAAGCACCCGAUGGGUUGGUGGCUGAUGCACACCUUGCAGACGGUUUCCUGCAUCUUAUUUUGAUCAAAGAUUGUCCUCGUGCUUUCUAUUUAUGGCAUCUCACGCAGCUAGCAAGGAAAGGUGGAACACCACUGAAUUUCGAUUUUGUUGAACACCAUAAAACUACGACUUUCACAUUUACUUCUUCUGGGGAGGAGAGUGUGUGGAAUGUGGAUGGUGAGAUACUUCACGCACAAAAGCUCUCUGCGCAAGUCUUUCGUGGUCUUAUUAGUUUGUUUGCUUCGGGCCCUGAAACAUAGGUUGAUCAGAUAGGAAAUGAUGGUUUUGCCCCUGAUUUAUCUAUACCCAUGUAUUUAUUUGUAAAUUCCUAUUAAAUGUAUAUACAUAGACUUUUUUUUUCUUCACAAAAUUUUAGACAUUAUGAACAAUAGCGUGAGUUUACAAAACUAAAUGAAAUUUGUUUUAUGUUA
Messenger RNA from Lactuca sativa (garden lettuce), 2320 nucleotides. It is a transcript of the gene ACD5, whose product is annotated as Diacylglycerol kinase family protein. Gene Ontology annotation, biological process: ceramide metabolic process; phosphorylation. Gene Ontology annotation, molecular function: ceramide kinase activity. Lineage: Eukaryota; Viridiplantae; Streptophyta; Magnoliopsida; Asterales; Asteraceae. The record is from RefSeq and is a predicted model, not a curated record.